This is a messenger RNA of Geodia barretti, 220 nucleotides long. The record is from the annotation of a GenBank genome assembly. Lineage: Eukaryota; Metazoa; Porifera; Demospongiae; Tetractinellida; Geodiidae.
GCACAUGCGCAGUUCGCCGAGGGUUUGCACUUUGGUGCUUUUCAUUCAUGCAGAACUGAUUGCUGUAGGUGGACAUAAGGAACAUCGUUACACAAAGGAACUUGUCAAACUGCAGCAGAGAAAUUACUGCAUCUGAUGGUUUAUUCCUAGUUGUUGUUGGAUGUCGCAAUGGCGACCGAAACGCUAGGGUUCAACUGUUCCAAGUAAACAAAAAAAAAUG